AUGACCAUCGCAGAUGACACUCAGUCUCGUGUUAAGUCACUCGAGGAAGAAGUGGCCGAACUGCGACGUAUGGUAUCAUCUCUCUCACUCCAGAUAUCCAACCGAAAUGAGGCCCAGGAUGCGUCCAAGGGACUCUGCGAUGACACACAUACCAACAGCAACGCCGUAAGCACCCCGGCACUUUCAAAAUUGUCUCUGAUCUAUGGAAGAGGAGAUAUGCGAUCCUACCUCUCGACUCCCGAUCCCAGAUUUGAAGAAGACGCAUGGCUUUACGAUAAACCUCCAGAGUGGGCCUGGUUAAAGGGGUUCCUUCUCUGGGCCAGACAAGGUACUGAGUGGGCUUUUCCCCGCUACGUAUUCUCUUACCUACAGCAUGAAAAUGCUGGACAAUGCCCCGCCGGGGAUGGUUGCAAUCAUUGGAAAGAGGGAAGCGACCCUGCCACAGGAACUGUGAUCUUGGAAGUCCUUUGUGCUGAGGUCAACACAUUCGAGGAGUGCCUCAGUCUUGGAUCAACCCAGUGCCUUGACUUUGAGCCAAUCCACAGAAAGCCGACCGUUUUCUUCAAUGAGAUGCGGCCCAACUUCGAGGUGCUGGAAACCGUGAAGGGUAUCGACAACGAGAGAUUCGCAGUCCUGAUGUUUCGAGUCAUCAAUGACCCAGUCGGCCAAAACCAUUGGAUGGAUAAGUUUGGGAGACUCAUCGAUUUCGGCGCCUUGGAUUGA
Messenger RNA from Fusarium musae, 723 nucleotides. RefSeq lists its product as uncharacterized. Bases 1 to 723 code for a protein of 240 amino acids. The record is from RefSeq and is a predicted model, not a curated record. The transcript has a single exon. Lineage: Eukaryota; Fungi; Ascomycota; Sordariomycetes; Hypocreales; Nectriaceae.